Molecule: messenger RNA, 151 nt
Organism: Dentiscutata erythropus
Lineage: Eukaryota; Fungi; Glomeromycota; Glomeromycetes; Diversisporales; Gigasporaceae
Source: the annotation of a GenBank genome assembly
AUGUCUGCUUCGAUCAAAUUACCAGAUGACAUCAAAGAAUAUAUUGAUCCAAUCGAUCAAGUACAAAAAAAAAUCAGAAAAUUGGCCGAACUUAUUCGUAAUUCAAAUCAUGUGGUUAUGUUCACUGGUGCAGGUGUUUCGACCAGUGCUG